Serendipita indica DSM 11827 is the source of this 3219-nucleotide messenger RNA. The record is from the annotation of a GenBank genome assembly. NCBI's taxonomy places the organism in Eukaryota, Fungi, Basidiomycota, Agaricomycetes, Sebacinales, Serendipitaceae.
AUGGUAGAACCCUUCGCAGUUCUUUCACUGGCCUCCAAUUGUACAAAACUAGCCCAAAAGCUUCAGGAAAUCCGCGAAAGGUACAAGUCUGCCAACAAGACGUUAGGAGCCAUGUCCUCAGAGUGCCAUGUUCUGUGCAUUGCACUCGGUAAAGUGCAGUCAAUGGCGAAAAAAGGUCGACGCGAAUGGCUGAUGGUCGGGGGCCCUCUCCAACAAGGACUCGAGUGUGCCCUCCAAGGUUGCGACAUCACUCUCAGCACGAUAUGGGAGGAGAUUCAAGCUCUCGACGCUGACCCUCUGACGCCUCGGUCGAGCUCCUGGUUCGUCACCAUGAACAUGACCGCCAAGUUUAGGUUUCUCUGGAACGAGAGGCAGAUGAACACAUACCUUGAUCAACUUCGAGGCCAACACAAUGCGCUCCAGCUACUCUUGUAUGCAUAUUCUCUAGAGACUCUAGAGAAUAUGCAAGCAGUGCUAGAAACGCUUACCCCACAUCUUAUCAAGAUCAAGGAGGACACGGCAUCGCUUAGUUCCCGUCGUCGAAUCUCUAACAGGAGUAUCAGCGUCCUGUCUGCUGCACCCAUGAGCAAUGGGAGCCAUCACACGUUCACCUCGGCCAUAUUGGGGAACGUAGGACCGACUUCCCUCGCCGAAAACACGCAACGGCAGAGCCGCCAGCAGCGUACGAUGGAACCUAUCAACGAGAACGAAGACGAGUCUCAUUAUUUCAUCCCAUCACCACUACCACCACCACCACCUCCUCUCUCGCAUAGACACUCAACAUUCUCUAUGCUGUCGGAGUCCGGCACGAGCGCCCAAGGGAGCAACGCGUCGUUUGACAACGGGAGCUCUUUUGGUGUCGGCUCAACGCGUUCGUAUGAAACAGCCUCUAUGGCGUCAUAUACGUCCUCUGGCCCAAGGGGCAACACUAGAUUUGGGUUCCUUAGAAGCUGGGGUCACAAUAAAAGCUUUCUACAUGACCCAGCGUAUGAGGCAACGCUACAGGAACUUCGGACCAUGGCCGGCCCUCAUCACUGGGUGACGGUUUCAAAAACGGUCCACCGUCACGAUAUACACACGGUUGCGACACUAUUCCGUCAAAUGCGCUCCCUCGGGACCGGCGAGCACUUUCAUAUUGCCCUACUUUGUCUCAAGCGGCACGACUUCGAUAUCGUUUAUAUCAGCGGAGCCUUAAGGCAACUUCGCGACCUUGGUGGAGAGUCAGAUUAUGGAUACGUGAUAAAGUACCUUAUAAGUCACGACUACGACAUGGACAAGACACUUGUCACGUUCGUAGACCUGCAUCGACUGUUUUCGACAAAGAGUGCGUAUGCCAGCAUUCUUACGCUCUUGGAGAAAUACAAAUUCAAUUCAGACGAGAUGAUGUCCACUAUCAAGACAAUCAACAAGUCCGCUUCAGGUGGCGAGGCAACCUAUUGUGGGCUUAUCGGCUUCAUCUCGGGUCGAGGCUUCAAUAUGUCCGUGGUCGAGAAAGAGUUUCCAAUCCUGAUGGCGGCAAGCUGGAAACAGACACCAAUAGGCCCCAAAAGGGUGCCAAUUACUGAGGACGUCCUCCUCCGCGAGGAAGCAACGCUCAAAUUGCUGGAGCACAACUCUUACAACGUGCAACUCACUCUCUCGCAAAUUGAUUCGCUUUGUGGGGAAGACACUACUGCAAUCAGAGCGGCUAGAAAGGGUCUCCUCAAACGCCAACCACCGCCAACUAGGAAGUCGCUCCAUUCUUUGAACAACGUGUCUUCAUCAUCUCUGACCAACUCGUCGCGCAGUAUUGCCCGCUCUUCAGUGAUGAGCACAGAGAGCUUUCGCGAGGCGGCAUUGUUUGUCUGCCUUCUUCCAGAUCGACCACGCCUCCCUCUCAAGGUGCUCCAAAAGUCCAAUUACGACUACCGCCAAACACUCGACAAUCUACAGUGGCUGAAGGGGAUUACAACGACACCAGACAAUCUGCGCAAGGCGUUGGAACAUGGACAAUACGACAUUGGCAAUAUCAAACCACUCUACAACAAAAUGUGCACCAUGAUAUCCGGUAGCAAUGCGCCUUUAGCGGUGGUCAAUGAGGUACUCGAAGCACACGACUGGGAUUUCGGAAUGACGGCUGAGCUUUUGGAGCGGUGGAAUCAGAAAGUGACGCCUGACAGGGAUUUGAGGACGAUUGUCGAGGACCUGAAAGCCGCAGACUGGGAAGAAGAGUGUCUAUGGCCUGUUGGAAAAGUAGGAGCAGGACAGAUCUCGCCUGUUCCUGUGCCCAAACAACAAAAAAUUGAGCCUCCUGUACCAGGAAGCCAACAACGACCUGAACCUACCGAGGAAACCAGUGAACCAGAGUCUGUCUCUCCUGUACCAGGAAGCCAACAACGACCUGAACCUACCGAGGAAACCAGAGAACCAGAGUCUGUUUCUCCUGUUCCAUUCUCGGUAACGCCAUGUCUCGAGGCAGAGAAGAUCGAGCUCAUUUGCGACGAGUGGGACCAGCUCUCGCCAAUUGGGAACCACUUCUCUAGCAUACAUAACGCGCUUUGGGGAUCUUUGAUGUCAGAUGGGCAAGCAAACGAUGUCAGGAAUACCAUGAAAGCAUUCAAUAUGUCAGCGUCGAAAUUUGCCGUAUACUGGGAGGAGUUGUGCACCCACAUGAGGUCAUUUUACACCUACAUUCCCUGGGUAGUUCCAACCUCUCCACUCUCGGACUUUUUGCAGUUCUGGAGUCUUUACACCGACUCAUAUCCCCAAUCAGUCGCCAGAAAGGUGAUCACUACGGCCUCGUCUGCCGAGGCUUUCUUACAGGCGGACCUGCUUCCUUGCAGCGCACGACUCGGCUCCUCGCUUCAAUCCUACCUUGAUAUAUGUACCACCCGGUACGAAGAAGCACAACAGACACAGUCAAUGCUGCCCUACCUCGUCCAAGACCCCUUUCAGGGACAACACGACGUCGACUUCCCCUCUCCUGGAGAGAUAGUACCUCUCAAGAAUGCCUGUAAUAUCGGCGAACUACGCCUCCCAUAUCUUGGAACGUUGUGUCGAGAGAUACGCUGGCAUUUCGAAGCAAUUUCCGAGCUUCCAGAGAUGAAUAUCGGUAUUGAGUAUAUGCCUCCAGAUGCGUGGACGCUGCAGAGACUCUGUUCUGAGUGGCAAAUCGCUCGAGCCGCGGUCGUACGGGAACGACCGAAAGUCUUUGACUACAUUCCAAUUAGCACACCCUAG